GUGGGGGAGUGGAAAGUGAGUGGGGAGGAAUAAGACGACGGUUGGGAACGCAGGCAAUGGAGAGGCGAGCGAGGGAGUUGGGCUGCGUGGUGGAUUUUCCCGCGGAACGAACUUCAGAAACUUCUUUGGAAAAAGGAGAUAAAAUCCACCCUUCGGUGGUGGUGGUGAUAAUGCUUGGAUGGGCUGGCUGCAAGGACAGAUAUCUAGAGAAAUACAGUGCCAUCUAUCUACAGAAGGGAUGUUUAGUGAUCCGGUAUACAGCUCCAUGGAGACUUGUGUUUUUUUCAGAAUCCUUGGGUAUAAAAUCCAUGCAGACUCUGGCUAUAAAGCUGUUGAAGCUCCUUUUUGAUUACAAAGUGGAGACGAAUCCUCUACUCUUUCAUGUCUUCAGCAACGGCGGGUUCAUGCUCUAUCGUUACAUUGUGGAACUUCUUCACACUCGACAACAGUUCCAGCAUCUGAGGGUAGUGGGAACUGUUUUCGAUAGUGCACCUGGAAGGAAGAACUUGAGGGGUGCAAUUCGUGCUCUCUCAGUUGUCUUAGCAUCAUACAAUGUGUGUAUAAAAUACUUUCUUCUACUGUCAUUUGCAGUGCUGGUAGUGACAUUGCGGAUUGUAUUGUAUCCUAUGACUCGCUUUAUACAUGAGAGCCAUUAUGAAGCAAUGUUGAACCAACCUUCUAAAUGGCCUGAGCUCUAUUUCUAUUCCAAAGCUGAUUCUGUCAUCCUAGCAAGUGACAUCGAGGACAUGGUCCAGGCUCGACGACAGAAUCAAGUCCUUGUUAAGACUGUUGACUUUGUGCAUUCUGAUCAUGUUAGCCACCUAAGAGAGUAUCCUACCUCCUAUGCAACUCACUGCAUCUCCUUCAUGUACAGUUGCAUUGAAAGCACUUCUCAUUAGUAUGGUCAGUCUGAAAAUAUCAGCAUAUUCCUCUUUUCUUAAUUGAGUUUAUGUAUUAAUUAAGACUUCUGCUUCUGUAAUUUGCCAAGAGUUUGAAGAUUUUCUGAUAAUCUGGUAUAAACAUGUUUGCACAUAUUUGCUAAUUUAAUUUAAAUUUCAAACCAGAUAUUGGAGUUUUUCUGAGAUACAUGGAAGUAAAGGUUCCUAAGUUUAUCCAUGUCUAAAUACCAUGUUCAGUUUGAAUAUGUGGACCUAAAGAAUGUAAACAGCACUAUGUUUAUUUAAUUCUCCUUUUAUUAGCUUAUUCUUUUGCUGUAUUUUUCUCUCUCAUUUGCCUCUCAGAUUUUUCUUAUACCUG
Molecule: messenger RNA, 1257 nt
Organism: Pseudonaja textilis
Lineage: Eukaryota; Metazoa; Chordata; Lepidosauria; Squamata; Elapidae
Gene: TMEM53
Product: transmembrane protein 53
Source: RefSeq, a predicted model, not a curated record